GCAGCUCGCUCUCGAGGUGGCGUCGCUGUUCCUCUCCCUCCUCUUGCCCGCCUCCCUGGUGACCCUGUUCUGGUUCGCCGUGUUUCUGGUUCCUGGUCGCGCACUCCACGUUGUCCUCGAGGCCGCUCGCGGGCGCAUGCGCGUCUUCAACGUCCACAACCACGAGUUGAGAGCGAGCGAGAUCCAGGCGGCGCGCGCUGCCAUUCGCCGCGCGCCGGGGGAAGCGCGCGAGGGCCCGUCCAAGGUGCUGGCGAUAGACAACGGCGACUUCAACGUCAACGACGAGGGCGCCCCUGCCUGGCGGUCGGCCUUCGCGGACAUGCUGGAGACCGAGGGCAGCGAGCCCGCGCGCUUCGAGGUCGCGUCUGGAAUGGCCCGCGUGCUGGGCCGCAUCUUCGUGCUCGCUGCAAG
Messenger RNA from Prorocentrum cordatum, 411 nucleotides. Lineage: Eukaryota; Dinophyceae; Prorocentrales; Prorocentraceae. The record is from the annotation of a GenBank genome assembly.